UAGUAAUUCUCUUCAUUUCAAAUCCCUGUCGUGGCAGCACGGGCAAGGCAGAGGACUUUUCUCCCUUUCAAACUUAAGGGGAAAACCCUCCACCGAUAGCCUAGUCCACGAGCUAAAGAUCAAAUGCAGGACUUUGGGAGGAGGAAACAUUAGUUUGAAGGCACACUGUGGCUCACUGUAUGCACGAGUGUCUCCACACUUGCACUGGAUACACGAAGCAGGACGUUUUGACUUGUCUGCGACUCGCAGGAUCGCCGCGAUCUCUCUGAAACCCGCCAAACGUUCACACGGACGGCGGACUACAGUUCCAGCAAACCCCGGCCUGGGGAAACCAUUAACCAGAGACAAAGCACAACAGAACACUGCUCUAAUGCACAGAACAGUGGCGUCUUUCUCCCGCAACCCAAAGUGUCAGUUUCUUCCUCCUCAUCUUUAGACACGGCCUUUGCCAGCGGCGUUCGAAUCAUGCCCAGAACACACUGCAGCACUCUCCACAGGAAAUAAAAGAAAAGAAAAGAGAAUGUACCUGAUGUCUGGAAAAUGAAAACUCAAGUGCAGUACAUCUCUAUACCAUUCCCUGUUGGAUUUUAGAAUGUUUGAGAAUUAGAUUAUUUUUUACACUAUAUCUUACCUCGCCUAAAAAAGUUUCCAACCCGCAUUGUAUUAUUUGUGUUUAGCUUUGUUUUUCCCAUCAGAGCUGACCCAUUCUGGGGUUUUGACCCACCAGUUGAGGACCAUUGUUUGAGACCACACAGACAACAGAGCCAGUCAUCUGAGUGCUUUAAAAGAAAUGUCCGAUGGUUUGCAUGCUCAGUUGUGCGAGGGACGGAGUGGAACGCAGAAAAUUAAACAUACCUGGGCUUUUAAUCUGGUCCCUACUUUAAAUCCAAUCAUAUCUGCUUCAUAGGAGAAUUGAAUGCCAUCUGCAUUCGUUAUCAUCACCUUUUGUAUCAUUAUCUGCCAAACUCGUACAGUUUCUCCUCUACCUGCGUUUGGCCUGGACACCUGAGUACCAAGAUCAUGUGUAAUGUAUGCUUAUAGCAGCCAACAACUGCCAGCCAUGUGUAUGUGUGUGUGUGUGUGUGUGUGUGUGUGUGUGUGUGUUUGGCCUCUGCUGCUAGUAUAAUAGAUUUUUUCCAGAGGGCCAUCUGUUCUCUCAAAGACUCUCUCAGAUUCCAUAUGGUCGGGAUGGAGUGGACACAUUCUGAUGGAGAACCACUGGUGCCACCAAGGGCCAUAUCAAAAGGGCCAAACCAGUCAUAUUAAGUUUUUAAACCUGGUGCUUUUUUAAAAUAUAUUUAAUUUUAAAUAUAAACCUGGUGCUUUUUUUCAUAAAUAUAUCCCAACCAUUUUUUUUUUUUACAAAUUACAUUCAAUGAAUCAAUUUGGCACUAUAUUUGAUUACCAAAUACUGAUUGCCUUUAGCUGAGAGAGACUGAGAGGACUAUUGACUAGAUGACCGAAGAAAUCUUGAAACAGUACAUGGGGUGAGGAGAUCACAUAUAUACUGGAGAGCAAGUCCAUGCAAAGCUUUAAAAACGAAGAGCAGAUUUUUAAAAUCAACAUGGAGCUUGACAUGGAGCCAGUGUAGAGAGAGAUACAGACUGACUGUUCCAGUCUGGCAAAUUCAAUUAAAGGAGAGAAGAGGAGGCUUCAUUCUCUUCCUCUGGUUUUCUCUCUCCCUCAUCUCUCUGGUCCUCCCCCGUGUGUGGUUAUGAUCAAUGUUUAUGCACCAUAAUGUUUCCUGACUCUCCUGAGGCGUCAAUGUGAAGGAGGGAUUGACCCAUCUCAUGCUAUGUUAGUGGGUCACGUUGAACUGCUGUCCUGCUGAUUAAGUGCCGGGGGCCGCUGCUUCUCAUUACGGCUACACGCGGAGCCCCGAGCUGCCACACGUUCAGAGCAUGUGUGAGAAGUCUCACCACAAGUGCUUUGGGAAUCGGAGUCCAUUUCCUCUGUACGCCACUGCACCAAAAAAAGAGCAAGAAACGCAAUAUUAUUGUAGAAGAAAGGGGCCAUUUGUACUUUUGGUCAUGGUGUUUAAUGAGCCCUCAGGGGCUAUACCUACAGUGCUGCAGAUUUGGUGAAGAUGCAAUGCAUAAUGUAUGUCUGAGAAAGGAGGUGGUAGAACCCCAUUACCCACAAUCCACAUGCAAAGGAAACACAGUGUUUACCUAAAAAUAAAUAGACAGAGUGAUCCUCAGAGGUUUAGUCUUAUACAUGCACGUUUAUUAAAUACAGACAGAGGCCGCUCAGCUACGCAUUCCCAAAAAGUAAACAUAUAUGCACAAACAACCCGAUUAAGAUGCACAGACAUAUACAGACUCAGAUGUAUACAGGAAAAAAUGAUGAAUUCCCUGCUAAAACCUGUCGGGCACCUAGUUUUUCAUCUCGCUCCUUCUCUCCUUUACGUUGUGUGGAGUAAGACCUUGGCUUUGUGAAAGGACAUGAAGUGAAUGGGCAAAAAAGCUAGGAAAGCAGAAAAAAAAUAUUAAUUUACUGUUCCAGUUCAAAGCUUGGGGCAAUUUGCCUCCAUCUCCUAGCCUCCCUCCUCCACAUGUAUUUACCUUUUUUUUUCCCUGCAUUAUAUGCUUCACAUAUCUGAGCCUGUUGCAUCAUUCUUUUUUUGGACUGAGACGGUUAAACUCACAAACUGUAAAAAAGUAAAUUAAAUACUGUUUUACAUUUAACUCAAGCAUCUUCUUAUAAAUUUAAUCUGGUCCGUAUAGGAUUUAUAGGUAGGUUUGUCGUCUUUCCAGCACUUCACAGCACGGUCCAAUUUCAAAUUUGAUUUAACCCGUUGUUGAAAACUUCAUACAUAAAAUAACAAGGAAAAAUCAUAAAAUAAUGUUAUGCUGACAUCACAUCUGAGUUUUUAACACCUGUAAUAAAAUAUAUAAUAAUACAAAAUAUAUAUAAUAAUAUUAUUAUUUUAAAAUAUUGUUGAUAACAUUUUAUUGUGAUAUUUUUAGACCAAGGAUAAAAUGAACUGAACUUGAAUGCACUGUAAAUUGCUUUGAAAAAAUGCCAAAUGCAUACAUGUGUAAUAAACAACAAAUACCAAAUUGCAUGCAGAAUAUGUUAUGAACGCAAGUACUUGCUUUUUUACGGCAUAAUUUAAGUUUGUUCUUUGUAUUUGUGUGUAAUAUAUCAGCGUAUUUGCACAUGAUACUCAUUUUGCAUACUAUUUUUCGCAAACUAAAUAACAAAGAAGGCGUAUUUGGAUGCAGAGAGUAUUUUCAUCAAGCUCUAGAAAAACUACAAAAGCGAUAGCUUAAAUUUGAGUUUAAGUUUCCUUUUAAUUGUGUAUGGUCCUCAGUCACUUUUACAGAUUCAAUUCCUCCUCUUGUUUUACUUUUUAUGAACAAGAUUAACUCAUAUGACAAACUGAACCAGUUAUGUUAUUCUUUACAGAAAACAGAAACAAACAGUCCAGAGAAGAGCGUGUACUGCAACAUGUGUGACUGUGCCCUGAUUUUUGAUGGGGUGAGAGGUUGUUUUUGCCUAGAGAGGUGGAAUGCAUGCAGCAUGUGCAUGUUUAAAGCAACGUAACGGGAAUUUCCACACCCAGAUCCUACAUAUGUGUAUUAUGGAAUUUGAAGGCACCAUCAUCCUGGUGAGCGCUGCCACCUUCUCGGCUUUCAAGGCUGCAGAACAUCCGGGAGAGGGCCCCAGCUAACCCACCCGGUCCAGCUACCCACCCACCAACACCUUUAAUCUCAGGGGUGUGUGCGAGCUCCCUCGGCCCUCCGUAUGCCACAGCGCUCUACAUUUAUAGCUCAUUACGGAGGUGACUGAGAUGAGGAGGUGAUGGGUGGAGGUGACCGGUGGGGAGAGCGAGAUGAUAUAGGAGCGUGAUGCAGGAGGAGAGCAGCGUGUGGCUGCUUCAAGGGGUGGGUCGCUGUGCAGCCCACUAGAAGCAUUUACAGACCAUUAACGCCACAAUCUGCAUGCUGGUCUACAACCUCAUCACAUAUUGCUGAGUUGGAGAGCGAGGUGGGCUUGGUUUGCGAGCUUCGCUCCGCAGAGCCGUCCGAUGACUGUCUGACUCAUCACAACCCGCGAAUGACAGGCGUGCAUUCGAGGGUGGGGCCCGCCUCAGUCUCACAUGAUUGGCUGCUGGAUGGAAAUAAGGUGAAUGGAACACAUGCCCAAGGAGCAGGACCCAAACCAAUCAGAGGGAGAAGAGAAACGGUGGCUCGAUGGCCCGAAAAGGAAGAGAAAGAACAGUCAGUGUUCGGUGAAGAGCAUGUCUGGGUACAUCCCCAGCUAUCUGGAGAAGGAUGAGCCGUGUGUUGUGUGUGGAGACAAAGCUACCGGCUAUCACUACCGCUGCAUCACCUGCGAGGGCUGUAAGGGAUUCUUCAGGCGCACCAUCCAGAAGAACCUCCACCCCUCUUACUCCUGCAAGUAUGAUAGCUGUUGCAUCAUCGACAAGAUCACCCGCAACCAGUGCCAGCUGUGCCGUUUCAAGAAAUGCAUCGCAGUGGGCAUGGCCAUGGAUCUGGUUCUUGACGACUCAAAGCGGGUUGCAAAGCGGCGCUUGAUUGAGGAGAACCGUGAGAAGCGGAAAAAGGAGGAAAUGGUCAAAUCCCUGAUGAAUCGGCCAGAACCCACCAGCUCAGAGUGGGAGCUGAUCCGUAUGGUGACAGAAGCUCACCGCCACACCAAUGCACAGGGCUCUCACUGGAAACAGAAACGCAAGUUCCUGCCAGAGGACAUCGGACAGUCUCCGGUGGCCCCCACAUCAGACGGGGACAAAGUGGAUUUGGAGGCCUUCAGCGAGUUUACCAAGAUCAUCACCCCAGCCAUCACACGUGUUGUUGACUUUGCCAAAAAACUGCCCAUGUUUUCGGAGCUUCCUUGUGAGGAUCAGAUCAUCUUGCUGAAGGGUUGCUGUAUGGAGAUUAUGUCCCUACGUGCUGCGGUUCGGUAUGACCCGGAAAGCGAGACCUUGACCCUGAAUGGAGAGAUGGCUGUCAAACGAGAACAGCUAAAGAAUGGAGGACUGGGCGUUGUGUCUGACGCCAUCUUUGACUUAGGCAAGAGUCUAGCGCAGUUCAACCUGGAUGACACAGAGGUGGCCCUGCUGCAGGCCGUAUUGCUUAUGAGCUCAGAUCGCACAGGCUUGACAUGCGUGGAGAAGAUCGAGAAGUGCCAGGAGAUGUACCUCCUAGCGUUCGAACACUACAUCUACUAUCGCAAGCACAACAUUCCCCAUUUCUGGCCCAAGCUGCUGAUGAAGGUGACGGACCUGCGCAUGAUCGGAGCCUGCCAUGCCAGCCGCUUCCUGCACAUGAAGGUGGAAUGCCCCACUGAACUCUUCCCCCCACUUUUCCUGGAGGUCUUCGAGGAUCAGGACGUGUGACGUCCCAGUGAGAUGCGGCAGGAGAAUCAACAACGUUUUGUAACUCGUGUUUCUCUACCCGUCUCACCCCCGUCCACGCACCAAACUCACCAGCAGCAGCUGAAUUGGCAGGGGUCAUCUUCAGAAAGGCUUUCAUACGGGGAGUUUACUUUUUAUAUUUUGCUUUUGGCUCGGCCCUCCCUCAUCCACUAAAUCCACCACGCAGGGCCCUUCUGUCUCGGCAUGAUGUCUUGGUUACUGGUUUACCAACACCUUAGACACCGAAUAUACAUCUACACACACUCCUGUAAGUGUGCUUACAGAUGCAGUACUCAUGCAACUCAAAUCCUCCGAUGAUGCAUUUGUACACGUACAGACAGCACUACUGUCAUGCCACCACUGGAGGUGCCCUCUGCUAAGACUGGAUGGCAGCUGGCAUAUAGAUUCCUCCGCCAGGUCGUGAAGUGGUUAGUUAAUUUCACUGAUUAAAAUCUCAGUUCUUGUGAGAUAAUCCGGCGGUAUCUCAAGCUCCGCGCUAACAUGAAUCUUCUUUAAUUAACAGACCUCAUGAUUCUCUUCGAUAUUGAGCCUGUGUGUGAAGUGGGAGGAAUUUUGAACCAAAUCAGGUGCUAUAUUUAAAUAAAGCUACUCAAAAUGGUUUGUGAUUUUUCGAGAACAUACCCCCCCCCCCCCACUUCUCUGUAGGACACGGACCGUUGGAAGCUCUCGGUCGCCAUUUUAGCGUACAUUCAAGUGUGCCGCUCAGUGACUUUGUGUGCAGUUCAUUCUUGCCGUUAUCUGGGCUUAUUUGUGGGCUCCUUGAGCCCUUUUUUGUCCCUGGAAAGUCACACAGAGAGAUGGAAAUCCAGGCACCCCUACAUCUCCAAUCCGCACUGAUUUGUGUGUUUUACAGGUGUCGAGAGGGAGCCAGUAUUACCGUACUCCUAGACCCAGCACACACAAACAUACUAAAACACACACCUCAAAACUCGAAUGCCUCAUUUUUACUGUAUGCACUGCAGUGCUGUGGUUCUGGACUCCCAUGCAAGGCUUUGAGAGUUCAGUCCAGCCCAUCUGUGUUCCGGUCAGAUGCUACUGUUGCCCGGCCUGUGCGAACACACACGCACACUCCUGACGGGCCGUGGCGGACUGGCUGUCGUUGAUGUUUUUUCUUUGUGUUGUUUUUGUUUUACCUCAAAUGUGGUCACAUCUUUGGCUGGCUGUGGCUUAAAGACUGCCUCUGUGCUGACAGGUUCUACCUCACCUCUGGACACAGGGCAGCGACCCUCAGCCACACACACACACAUUUAAACACACCUACACACACUUCUAUCCUCACACACUGACAGCCAGGAUAGAAACACUCGGAGAAACACAGUUUCUUCUCAGUUACGUUGAAAUACCACUGUAGACAGGAGGGCCUGCCAUUCCUCAUCGUAGCCUGUCAGAUUUCUCCGAGAUGGCUGAGAGAAAAAACUAUUCUUGGGUGGACUUUCUUUGUUUCUUGUUUUUCUUUUCAUCUGGGACCAAGUGUCACUUCAAUUUCCGUCAAACCGGAAGCUAGUUUUCAGAAGACGGCAAACUAAACCAUACAUGUUGCUGACUACGAAGAGGAGCCAUGGAGAGAACAACAGAUGAAGGACCCGAGGUGACCAGGCCUGAACCGAAUAGGUCUUUCACUGUUUCCUUUUCAGUACCAAGCAGUAAUUUGGAAAGUGGAGAGAGGGGUUGGCUGGUUUCUUCAGGGUGGGGCAGUGGACGCAGUGAAGCUAGCAGUUGAAUGAAAGCACUUAGCUUUGAAAGAGCCAAAUCUUCAGAGACAAUUCAACCCCUGGCACCUUUUAAGGAGUUUUUGCACUAAGGCAUGAUGGGUCCCACCCUCCAGCUCCUCCAGCUCAGUCGCAUGUUUUACAAGGACACGCCCCCCAACCUCUCUGUCAAACAGAGGCCACGCCUUUAUGUGCUCCUGAGCACACCGUCAGAGUCAGUAUUAAGUCAAGCAAAACCCGGUCGUGUUCUUUCUCAACAGAUGACGAAACACUCAAACAGACCUCUGUGUCCCCGCACUCUUGAAGUCAAAAGUGGCUUGAGAGGAGCACCCAAUAGAAACGGCCCUUUCCUUUGUGAGACAAAGGAGAGGCCAAGCCAUGCAAAGAAUGGCAGCACCGAAUGAAUGUGAACAAGGAGCAGCAGAAUGAAAGAGCCAGAAUGAGGAGUUGCUCUAUAAUAUGGUUGCGAAGGAACGCAGCCAAUCAGAACGAGAGGAGCUGUCAGCAUUUCCUGAACAUCUGGCAUGGAAUUCCAUCUUGAAAUCGGAAUAACGCAGCAGAGGUUCCGACUGGCUGAUCAAGUGAGGGUUUCGUUGCUGCUUUACCUUCUAAUUUUAUUUGAGAGAGAUAGAAAAAGAAUAAAAGGAUAUAAUAAAAGAAAUACAAACCCGGUAAACGAAAAAUGACUCCAGAACAAAAAGUUAAAAUCCCGGAGCUGGAGCUGUUUGUUUCUUUUUUCUUUUCUCUUUUCUUUUUUUUUGAACUGAAAUUUGUGUGUUCGUUUUUUGAUGCUUAACUCCUCUAUGUAAGAGAGAGAAAACAACAGCCGUAGUCACUUUUUUUUUGACCAUGCGUGCAGUGUAAACUAGAGAAAUUUCACCUCACUAUAGUUUGUAACGAUUAGUCGACUGCUCUGUUUGUCUGUGUAUCUGUCCUUCAUCUUUUUAUCAAGAGGAAUUUACAAGAAGAAACAGGAAUAUUUUCUUUUUUAUAUAUAUUUUGUUUUCUUUUUUUUUUUAUGAAAACAGAAAUAAUGCAACGGAAACUGAAAAAAAAAAAAAACUGAAACACAAUCUACUCAUACCUCACACAACACAAAGCUUAAAUGAACUUGGUAGGAGUGCUUAUCUGCGUGGCACUUAUGUCAAAGUGUGUCCAGCGCAUGUGUUGAACUGUACAAUGGGAAGUAUGUGCGCGAGCGUUCAUGUGAUCGCGGAAGCACACAGCCCCCUCCUUCGGCCUCGAAAGCCCAUCUGUUUCAGAUUUACACCAGUUGCAUGCAUCAGCCUCCAUUGGUGAACGGUGUCACCUGUGCUGAUGCGACGAGCCGUAAUGGGAGCGGACGGGAUGCGAUGUGGCUGGAAGGCUGGAAAGGGAGUCGUGUGCAUCCGUGACAGCAGAGAGUGCUUUAGGGUAUUGAAUGUAGCUGACAGGACUGGGCUGGAACCGAGCCCGGGAACUAGAACCUCACUUCAGGUCACCAGCAAGAGUGGACAGUGCUGUCAAAAUGAUGUUACACAAACAGCUCACUAGGCGUAUAUUGCCCGCCUUCAAAGUGCAAUACUUGUGUUUUUUUUUUUGUUGUUUGUUUAGUUUUUCUUUUUUGUACUUUUACAAGAUUUUUGGCCAUAACCAAGGAUGUAAAUACAAACAAAACAAAAAAGAUAUUGAAAGAUUAAAUCUCUGUGUUAACCAUAUGCAACCAUCACAUACUGGAUGUCGAGGCCAGAACGCAGCCCGUGCGCAGACUGAUCCUUCCAUUUUUGUAAAGUAAAUCUGCUUACGUAGCUCUGUAAAUGCUUCACACAUCUGUAUGUGUGCUUUUGUGCACUAGCAAACGUGCAUGUUCAAUACAAAUAUGAAGAAUAAGAAGUGCCCCAUGAAAUUAAUAAUCCAACCCUGUGCCUCCGCAACCCUCUGCCCCGCACUCAAACUGCUCUUUCUGACAGGGUAGCUAGACGUACAUUUGUUUGCUAUGUCACAUUUCUGGUAUUGAUAUAGGUGGUUAUGGUCUGGUACCCAGAAGCACUUAACUGGCCUUGCUAAUGCCAAUCACUUUCCUUAGAGGAGAACAGUAGAUACUGGUUUUAUUUCGCUUUGGUGGUGGUGUAGGUUUGUUUUCCGUCCUUUUUUUUUUAACAAAAAUUUGUGUUAAGACAAAAAAUACCCAGAAGCGAAAAUGUCUAUGCAAUGCUAAACCCUAUGAAAUCAUGUUGACAGUGUCACUGAGCCCUGAUUAGCGGACAUGUCUCUUUCUGAACACUUCCCCUCCCAGAGUCCCACCCACCGCAACUGCAUGAGCUUCAGUCAUUUUGUCUGUUCAUCAGUCAGUGUCAUAGUCAAGGGAAGGAUGGCCCUAACUGCUGCCUGACUGAGACUUGCUUUGUCAAACCUUGCGAAUUUUGAGGGCGCUAGUUCAACUUUCCACUGAUGAUGUCAUCCGCUGUCGAGAGACUGCAUUUGUGUUUCUAUGUAUGUGUUUGCGUCCAAUGCUCUCAUGGUUCGGUGGAUUGGUACUACCUGUUAGAAACAAAACGGCAUUCCACGUAUUCAAAAUGAAAACACAUUUUUUUAGAAACACUAACCAAAACAUCAUUAAUAUUCAACCUUGAAAUGUAUUUUAGUUGAUAUUCCCUCCCCUCUCAGCUGUCGAAGUGAAACGCAGACCAAAGUUAGUCUUAAAGCUGCGGUAGGUAACUUUUGAUGCUAAAGCGGUUAAUAAACAGAACUGCUUGCAUCUUGCGGAAGAACAUCGUAGCCGGAACUACUUCUCUCUGUUUAUGUCUAUGAAGAAUCACAAAGGUACUGGGUUACUCCGCCGCGGUACCCCCGAAGCAAUCUAAAAUAGUCCGAAUAUAAACACUUAUUAUAGGUGUAACCUAGUGAUUCAGGACAAGCCAAAAACACGGUUUGGAAAAUGGAUUCAUGGUGUACUCGCUUAUUAUAUAAAUUUUUCUACAAUUUGAACACAAACAAAGUUACGGACCGCAGCUCUGAUUGGUUAUUUUUUACCGGGAGCGAUGGAGUUUCUGCAAAUGGCAAUAGGACCACUGGGCGGAGCCAGAAGAGCUUUUUUUUUUACACAGAUUAUCUGUCUCAUAUUCUACUGUCAGGACAUAAUGACAGGUUUAAUAAAUAUGUAACAAAUAUUUUUUUACAAAAGUUCCCUACAGCACCUUUAAAGCUGAAGUGUGUCAUCUUUAAUGCAAAACCAACUACUAUUAAUGUUAAAAUACUUCAUUAAUACACCGAGAUUACUAUAAAUAAGCCAUUUCUAGGCUGAUUUCACCAAAAAGCAAUCACACUGUGUCUCCGAGGCACUAUCGAAAAGUUUCACUGGCCUGGCAAUGGCGCAACCAAUGGCGUGAGUUUGAGUUGGGACUAUCAGUUUUAUCUAGCUAAUAGCAGAAGAGGGGAGUGGUUUGGAAACCUGCCAUUCCAUUUAAUGACACUAGUUGUGCAGAAAUCACACACUUGUGCGAAUAUGCGAAACCCCAAUAGAAUGAAAGAAAAAAAGAAGCGUUCUAUUUUUGAACGUUUAAGUUUGAUUGGCAGCCCUCAACACUGUGGUAUCAAAGCCCUCAUUUUCGCUGAUCCCUUUGAAGUUGAAUGUGAGCGUCUUCAUCAGCUUAAACUGUGUUUGUGAAUAUGUAGAAGUGCUCAUGUGCAAAAUGCACCCAGCCAUGAGAGAGUGCGCAGAGAGCGGGGAUGAUGUCCAUUCCACAGCUGUUUUCAAUGAGACUGGAAAGGAAAGCUUUUGAAGGAUUCUCUCAGGUAUCAACAAAAUAAUAAUAAAAAAGACAAAAGAGAAAAAAAAGGAAAUAUAACAAACUUUUUUUUUUUUUUUAAAUAAAUGUUUAAAAAUUCCAGCCAUGCCUUCUUGUUAGCUCAUCAUUCUUUGCUCUCUGAGUGUUUCAGUGUUCUUGUCUUGUGGUCUUCUUCUCUUUAGUGUUGAUUAGUCUCUCUCUUUCUGCCACGUGCACACACAUUUCUCCUGCACUCUUGGGGCUCAUCAAAGGCGAUCACGAAAAGCCUGGUGAGAACACAUCUCUGCUUAUCUAAACAUUAAAGCAGUGAGCCUUAAUAUUUCUGCAAACUAUAUUUUUGAUACACAAGCAUUUAGUGGAACCAGACCCAGUCAAACCUGUCUUUCUUAAGAGCACUCAGUAUAUAUUUAUUUUUUCUGUAGAACUCGUACUGAGACCAAGUGGUGUGGAUGAAAUGUCAUGCUAAUAUUUUAAUGAUGCUGUUGUAGAAAUGCGCCAUUUGCUGUCCAACAUUAAUUUAUCCUAGAUGUUCCUUACUGCCGAACACAAGAUCCAACUCCUCCCACCUUACAUUCACCUAAACCUAUCAAUCCCCACCUCCUACAUUUGGAUUCCACCAAGCCUCCUGCCCCCUGGAUCUUGUGUUCUGCAGUGAGGGGCUACUGAUUUAUUCUGUAAAGUGCGUAACAUUCAGUAGGUCAUAUCACCUCCAAAUGGCGGUUCCAUGAAGCGACCCACUAUGGUUAUUACAUUUACAUUUAUUUUAUUCAUUUUAGCUGACACUUUAGCGUCUUACAAUUGCUAUAUAUGUCAGAGGUCGCACGCCUCUCAGUGACACAUUGGUGUCUCACAGUGGAUUUGAACCUGGGUCUCUCACACCAAAGGCAUGUGUCUUAUCCACUUAGCUAACACCACCCCUAAUUGCCAAAUUGGAAAGAUUCAUAUAAUGAAACCACUUUUAUUAGGCUACUGUACAUGGAUUAAAACAUAUUUCAUAUACCUACAUGUUUUCAAAAUGAAUAAAUAACCUUUAAAAUAUGUGAAAAAAAUAUUAGAACAAAAUACAUUCACAUGGGAGUGAAACAUGCCAACAUUUCUAAGAAAACAAAUUCUCGUCACCUGUUUGCAUAAAGGUGAAAGACUAACUUUACAUGAAAAGGUGUUUAAUCAUAUGAUGACCAUCAUUUUGUUUGCUCCUGACAUUUGUGUUAUUGGUUUGGACUUGUGUAUUGUGUAUGUUUUUGUGCUGGGAAUAUAUGUCUGCUGGUUUGUGGGAGCGGGCCUGUUUUGUGUCUUGUAGUUUCCAUGUGGCCGGAUUUGCUGACUAUCCCCUUUGACAUGCUUUGAGGCUCUGUUGAUACAGCAUAGAAUCAAAUAAUUGAAAAUAAUGAUAAUAGUGAACACAGCAAUUCAUGCUGAGAAUACCGUGUCAGGAUGGAAAGUGGAGAAUGGCAGAAAGGGAAAUGAGGUCAAUCAUUUGUUUUUACAGUAUGUCCAUCUUUAAAUAGAAUCACUGAUGUUUUUACUGUUGCUACUGGAGAACUAUUCCACUAUUAGCUGUUUAUUUUGUUUAAUUGGUUUGCUUUCUAAACCUUGCUAUGGCUUACACAUGCACAACAUAUUCAUUCAUUUUGUUAUUUUUUUUAUUUUUAUUUUUUUUAAGAUGCCACGCUGACUGAGUGUGAGGUGUCCGAAAUUAUUAUACACGGAUGUAACUAUACAUUAACUUUUAAUUUAUUUGGGAAGAAAAUGUGUCCUGGUUAGUUUCAAUAUGGCAAGUAUAUAUAAUAUAUAAUAUUCAGUCAGAUCUUUCUCUGGCUUUUGGUUGUUUCAUGUAACUAUUCAAGGCUAAAGUGAUUAUGCAUUCUGUAAAUUAGCUGUCAUCCAAAUUACAAUUUUGCACCUGAGUAUGAUGUUUAGUUUGAACAUCUUGUGUUUAGUCAGAUUAAAUGGGCUGCUGGAAUGUCGUACAGACAUGAUUCUGCCAAGCCAUGAGAGAAAACUAUAUGCAGAAGACAGAAAGUUGCAUAUACUGCAAAUGCAUUUAGCCAAUCACACACAAAACAUUUCUGAUGGUAACAUUAUGCAAAGAAAGCUCGGGAUUCUUAUGCAAUGUUUGUCAGGUACACAAUGGGUGCUUUUGGUUCGGCCUUGCUCAGGUUUGCUUUCAGGGCAUUUUAUGUUAUGUUGGAUUUUAUUAAAAUAAAUGACUUACUAUACAUAGAAUAAUAUGCAUCCAACAGCCAAGGUCUAUAUUGAAGGGUCAAUGUAUCAAGGCCGUCUCUUUCUCGCAGAUCUAUAGACGUUAACAGACCUACACGUGCACACAUCUGUUUUGCUGACACAUUAGUGCUAUUUCCUCUCAGCGAUCCACUGACCAACUGCCAAAGCUUCAUUUCAUUCAGCUUCUCUUACAGGAUGUGCCUGGUGAGACAUAAAACACGCUAGAGUGACAGAACUGGAUGCUACAGAAGACAGCAACAGAACCUCGCUUUUAACAUCGUUAGACUGGAACGUACUGUUAAAAAUAAUAUUCACAACAUAUCUAAUAAUUCCCUGCCUACAAGUAGCCAGUCUAGUAUUCUCUGUGUGAUUAGUAUUUUUCUUAAACAGUAAACAAAAAGAUAUGCAAAUCAAAACAACAACCAAGCAAAGAAACUGGCUUAAAAAACAAAAAACAGACUUAGACAUUGUCCUCUUUUUUUAUUUUUUUUAUUUACCGUUUUCUUCAUGCGGUGAUGCGGUGAUGCGUGGAAUAGGGCUUAUUAUUAGAUUUGUAAUAUAUGAUAAUCAUGGCCAAAAUACAUUAUUGCCAUAUUUAUAAAGUUUAAAAAAUAAUGAUAUGAGCGAAUAUAUUUUAACUGCAAUUUUUCUUUUUUCUUUUUUUCUUUCUUUCUUAAUACCAGCUUUAUGUCCGCUAAAUAUCUUGAAAUUAACCCUCCUUUUGCCAGUGUAGUAAAAGCACAUUUCAAACCCUGUGAGUGACUAACCACUUUCUAAACCAACAGGAAUAUUCCAUUAUAAACUUUGUUUCUAUGAGUAAGUCUGUCCAGGUUCAGCGGCUGGGUUCAUUUAUCCUGGCUGCAUCCAUCAGGAAGUUACAAUUAACUGCCGUAAUGCAAUCAAUCUAAUAGUCUUUUAGUUCACCCUGUCUUUAUAAGCUUUAACACAGUGUGGAAAAACCUUACAACUGCAAUAAGAAAAUCAGAAGCAGCAAUGAAGGAAUUGGAAACCAGUAUAAUAUAUUUUUAUAAUGAGCUAGUUUCCGAAGCAGCACAGUGAAUUUUGAUUGGCCCCCGGCAGAAAAUGAAAUUCUGAAUUGUGACCUUUUGGGUACAAUGUGGUCAAAAUUAAAAAUCCAAAAAUAAGUCCUAUCCAUUUCUUUGCUGUCCAUUUUCUCUAAAUUGUCUCUCUUGGAGACCAAUAACCUGACUUUGCCAUACACCAGUGUAGAUAUUGAUAGUGGUAUACAAAAACACAUUUUAAGGCUGUUCAUUAACUGUGUGCUGUGCAUGCUUUGUAUGUGUUAGUGUUUUUACUGUUUGAUUAUGAGGCUUCAUGCUUUCUGUUCUCCUGCCUUUUUGCACCUUUUGAGGCCUGAUUCAAAAUGUACUGUUUACAGUAUAUAUAUAUAUAUAAAAAAACAGAUAUAUAUUAUUAGAUGAACUAUAGCCAGUGAUAUUCAGCAUGGAAAAUUAAUCAUGUUCUGCUAAAGAUGGACAGGUCUUUCUAUUCAUUAGCAACUUAUGCACAUUGAUUUACAGCAGCUGCAGAGAUUUUCUAGUGUUUUUUAUUAUUUCUUUUUGUUACCAAGAGCCUUUUGGAGUAAAUUUAGUGCACUUGAGGACUCCAGAGACAAUAUCAAGUGUCGGAAUGGCAGUUUAUUGAGUGCACACAGAGAUCAGCCCGGUCUCCAGGGCUCGGCUUAUUGUUUAAAGUGGGUAGUGGAAGCUCAAGUGAUACGGUACUUGAUUUCUCAGAUAUAACUUCACCCACAAAACCAAAUGUCGUUCCAAGAACCCUUUGCACUAGAGUUUUGCAGUUUGGUUUGGUUUUGAGAUUAGAUGUGCUAGUGGUAUGAUGCUUUGAGAACAUGGUGUUUGUAGAGUCAUUUCUUUCAGAUGUUUUGAAAGGUUAUGCAUGGACAGCAAGGAAUGUAUCUCGCCAAACAUGAGGACAUUUACGGAAUGACCUCACAAGAAUAUACAUAGAUUAUGCAAUAAAACAGCUACAGGUAUGCUUAUGCAAUGUUUGCCAUGUUUUAAAGCGAGUGGUUUGAGUGUGGGCUGGCUCAGGUUUGCUCAUGAGGCCUCAAAGGGUGCUUCAGUCAAACCUCUCUGUUUCCUCCUGAACUUCAAGCGAAGCUCUCCAGAUUACGAGCUGGUUCUUACAGGACAUAAAGCCUCCUUGCAAACUGGAUGAUUCCAAAUCUGCAUGUACAGUAUGAUUAUUCAAUUACAAUAAAUUAAAUUUACAGAAAAAAGGCCUUUCUGCAAGGAUAUUUUCAGUAUAGUGCUUCUGGAUGGCUGGACACUCUGCUAAAUUAGUUUGUGAUCCAGGUGCAAACAAAAAGGUCCAUGUCUUUUCUUUGUUUGUAUUCCAGCAGCACUCUCUUUGGGCUCUAAAGUGGAAGUGCAUGUCUGCUUUUGCAGUCAUGUUUGUACUGCUUUCGCUAGUUUUCCCACUCAGUGGUCCACUGGCCACGUGCCACAGUUUCCAUAUGUUCAGCUGCUCUUGGCUGAUGUGCCUGAUACACAGGCCCAGACAGAACCUGCACAUUUUCAGAGCUAAUUUUGGGGGAAAAUAUGCAUUUAAAAUACAGUCAAAUGUGUUAAAUAGAGCUGGAAUUGGCAGCUGAAAGCAAAACAGACAAAAUAUUGAACACAUUUAAUUCGUCUGGACCUAAUGGUAAAGAACAAACCAUGUGUCACUUUCAAAAAUGAAUCAAAAUUUGAACUGAACUUUUGUAUUGUAUUGUUUACUGUUAACAGAGACAUUGUGCAAAUGGUGCGUUUGUGGUUCUGAAAAAUAAUUUUGAGGAAAAUUAAAUUUUGAGUUCUAAUUCUAGAGCUCAUUAAUUUUCUAGCUUCACUGUGAUCAAAAACUCAACUGGGAAACAUCACAAUAUUACAGCCUGCAGUCACUCAGGAGUCCUAACCAAUCAGAGGCCAGCUAACAAAUCAUUGGCUGAGAGAACUGGGAGUCUGUUAACCUAUGCAGAGUUAUCGGGCUACACCUCGUUGUAAUUGUACAGGGCCUUGGGAAAGGGACAUUUCUUGGAUGCACCUAAUGAUGUAUGGUGAGGCUAGAGUGCUGGAAAUUGAUCAAACGUGAAGCUGCUUUGCUGUAGUGUUAAGUACAGAGUCCAGCGAUCUUGUUCUGAGAAUCCCGGCACAGCAUGUUUCAACCUUCAAGCUCAGUGGACCAGGUUCAGGAAGUCUUUGGGACCCAUUCCUACCUAGUACGGAGGAGCAGGAAAGCUUAUGCAAGCUCUGGGCCAAAUGGACAUGUGUAACUCAGAAUAUCUCAACAUAAAUACACACAAAACCUCUAAAUAUCUACUGUGAUCUCCUCUCACUCCACCACACCUCCAUCACGCCGACCACCUGUUCACCCCCCCUACCUCUCCCUGCACCUAUCGGUCCUAGUUUUUUGGGUGGUGUGAUGUCAGGUUUUCUUGUGGUGGGCUGUUUUCGACAGGUCCAGACAAUCAGCGUGUUUGUCAAUGUCAAUGUGUGAUUUUCAAACUCUUUGUUAAUGGUCAGGAUUAUAAAGGAAGAUAUUUUUAUGGUAAUUGUCGCUGGUCUAUUUUACUAUAUAUUUAUGUAAUAAAUAUGUGACUCAAUUAACAA
Molecule: messenger RNA, 16732 nt
Organism: Carassius gibelio (silver crucian carp)
Lineage: Eukaryota; Metazoa; Chordata; Actinopteri; Cypriniformes; Cyprinidae
Product: thyroid hormone receptor alpha
Exons: 13
Coding region: 4136-5365 (409 amino acids)
Biological process (GO): retinoic acid receptor signaling pathway; thyroid hormone receptor signaling pathway; positive regulation of transcription by RNA polymerase II
Molecular function (GO): RNA polymerase II cis-regulatory region sequence-specific DNA binding; zinc ion binding; nuclear receptor activity
Source: RefSeq, a predicted model, not a curated record